Molecule: messenger RNA, 1533 nt
Organism: Funneliformis mosseae
Lineage: Eukaryota; Fungi; Glomeromycota; Glomeromycetes; Glomerales; Glomeraceae
Source: the annotation of a GenBank genome assembly
AUGGAGUAUGACUUCGUUCAAUAUUACAAUCUUUUCACCGAUAGCUUGGCUCAACUAAAUCGACUCGUGACUACGCCUAAUUCAAUCAGAGCUUUCUGUAACAGUUACCUUACGUGGUUGAAGUCUAAUUCGGGAGUAGCAAUAACAGGAACAUGUGCCAAAUUUUUCGAAACAAGAAAAGUGCAUAAGCGAUCUGUUUCCAUCCACAGCACUUCUGAGGAUGUGGUAUGCCUUAACGCAAAAUCCGAUAUCUUCCAAGCCCAUUUGCAACCAGAGUCUGUUCCGCCUAAUCUUCCGCCUGCACCCAAAACUCCACCUCAAAAUUUCAGAGACUUAACGCCAUUAAUGUCAACUUCUAAUAAGCGACCAUACGAGAAGGAAGAACUUCAGCUGUUUAUCCAAGACAUCUCCAUAGUAUGUGCAUUUGGGGAGACGAUUGAGGAGUUGUCAUCAGAAAUUGGAGAGGAACUUGCUGUGGAGGCAUCCUCUAUGCGUGAUAUUAAUCCUGCCGUAUGGACACCUGCCUUGGAGAAGUAUCUUGAUACUAUCUUCGAAGAAACAAUGGAUAAUUUCCAAACUAAAGUCCGGACUAAAUUGUCGGAGGAUGGAGAUGAGCUUUUUAGACUCUAUUGCGAAAAAGUUCUCAUUGAAUUUUACUACCUCAUAGAUGUCGAUCCCACAAUGAGCAGAAAAAUAGGAGAACGAAAACACAUAGUAUAUCAGGUCUCCUCUUUAUUUAAAUAUUACGAAAGAACUUUUCUUAACCUUGAAUUCGAUUGGAUCGAAUCACAAGCUCGCGCCGCAAAAAUAAUGAAGUCUUCAACCAAUUCUGGGAUUGUGCGAGUGGAUGUUAAGGCAAUAAGAUCCUAUGAUGGAUUAGAUGUUUGGCACAUGGAAGUUGCAGGCACUCCUUAUAAUGCGAGCGAGAAGCGUACUUUAGGUGACUCGAAGAAAACCCUCCGAACCGAUAUUUUGAAUUUAAUCGCGAUAUUACGGGACCAUCUCGAUUGCGAAUUGGAACUUGCAAUGAAGCUUAGGGUGUUUAGCACCCAGUCAAUAAACAAUCGACUUACUCUUUAUGCUCUCAGCAUGCUUCCUGACGGACGUUUCCUCGUAACGGAGCUCGCUACGGCCACCAUACCUUUCAGUUUUAACGCCCGGAGCCAAUAUAAAGCUGUCCUUAGGAUGAUGGCCAUCUUCCACGAUGAAAUGAUAAAGCAGGAGGCACUGAUGGAAAAAAUUAAUCGAUCUGUACUUAGGACUAAAAAAACGAAGACGGUGGAUAAUGCCUGGAAGUGUGACCUUCUCAACACAAUCCUAUUUACUGGUUUAACUCUUAGAAGUAGGCAGAUGGUAAUCUUUUCAUUCUGUUAUUGGUUUAACCCUCAGGCAGAUGGUGGUGAACUUUCUGUUUGUAGAAGUAGGCAGAUGGCAAAUGGUGGUGAACUUUCUGUUUGUAGAAGUGAUCAGUUGGCAGAAGUGCAAUUGGCAGAAGUACAAGUAGAAAGAUUUCAUUUAACUCUUAGGUGGUGA